Cimex lectularius (bed bug) is the source of this 2121-nucleotide messenger RNA. RefSeq lists its product as uncharacterized. The record is from RefSeq and is a predicted model, not a curated record. Gene Ontology annotation, molecular function: protein binding. Gene Ontology annotation, cellular component: SCF ubiquitin ligase complex. Bases 83 to 1351 code for a protein of 422 amino acids. The transcript is spliced from 6 exons. NCBI's taxonomy places the organism in Eukaryota, Metazoa, Arthropoda, Insecta, Hemiptera, Cimicidae. Gene Ontology annotation, biological process: SCF-dependent proteasomal ubiquitin-dependent protein catabolic process.
UCCAAACUCGGUUAAUGUAAACAUUUUUAUUUUUUUUUGCUGGAUUUUUUUUUUUGAAUUUUGUUCCCUGGAAAAAUAAAAUAUGUUGAAAACACUUAUAAAACGAAUGAAGACGAAGUUAAGUUGCCGUAAAGAAUCGAACUUUGUUGGAAAUGAUUGUUUAAACAUGUUAGAUCGGAACAACAGUACAAUCGUAACCCGUUCGGCGGCGAAAAGAAGGAAAAUCGAAGAAGACGAUGACCGAUACCAGAACUCUGCCGUCAAGACGAGCUUGCUCAGCUUGUCGGACGACGUCCUCCUUAUUAUAUUCUCUUAUCUACCUCCGGCGGAUCUCCUUUCUCUAAGCAAAUGUUGUCAAAGAGUGGCGAACGUCGUCUGUGACAGAAGUCUAUGGGAAAGGGUUGAUUUGCGUAAAACAAGGUUAACACUCGGAGAACUAGAAAAUUACACAAGAUACUUGCAAAAGAACACUAAAUUUUUGGCUACAAGGGGGUUUGAAGAAGCUCCAUUAAUAGAUCCUCGUAAGGCGACCAUUUCAAAGGAUGUUUUAAAAAGUAUUAUUAAAAAUGCGCCGAACCUGGAGACAUUGAUUAUGGAAAAUCAUGCUAUAGAUUGUGUCAAGGUGACUUUAGAGGAGUUUCCACCGAAUCUUUUGGUCUUGAGAAUGCACAAAUGCCAGAUGAUCCGAAUGCCUCAGGAAAGGUCGUAUUUCUACAAAUUGGACAAAGUUCUUCCACACCUUAAGGUUUUGGACUUAACCGAUUGUAUUUGGUUUGUGCCACACACCCUUCUUGCCCUUAGUAAAAGCCCUAAACUUGAACAGCUGAUCCUAAAAGGAUGUAAUGUAACAGAAUGCUUACCUUAUGCAAGCCUUGCUGCCAAUUUUGGUUUUUCUGUUCUCAAGACCCUUGACCUUAGGAAUACAAGUGUUACUGAUAUCGAAGUAACCUGUUUUAAUCGGACCACAUCAUUAAGGAAUCUUUAUCUUGGUGCUUAUCCAGGAGAUGCCAAUGAAGAUUCACACGUAACGGAUUAUAGCAUCACUACUUUUGGAGGUGGAGUUCAGGAGUACGGCGAUCGCGGGUUUCGGGAGAGAGGUGCUAUUGGUAUCGAUAUAAGAGAUGAAGUCGUAAUUAUCGAUGUCAGUGCUUGCCCUCGCCCUAUAUGUCGUCUAGAAUCUUUGAUACUUCAAAAUUAUCCUGGAAUAACGGAUCGAUCUCUUAACCAUGCAGUGACAUCUAUGCCGGACCUAAAGUUUCUUGAUGUAUCCCAUACUGGUGUUACUAGAACUGGAGUACAAACAUUUCGAGAAUCCAGACCUGAAGUUAAACUUAUUUCCACACUCGUCUGAUACUACAUAUGUACUCAUACUACUAUACUAUAUAAAACUAUUAUACAAUAUUGUACAAUACAAUCAAAUUUUUAUUUAUUUGUUUAUUUCUUAGAGUAUAAAUAAUUACAACCAGUUAUUUAUUUUUAAAGUUGAAUUCUGUAAUAAUUGCCUUCUUUGUGUAGGUUGUCUAAAUCAGGUGUUAAUGGAUUUUUGUGAUGAGUAUUGGUCGUACAACUGUUUGUCAUAAAUAUAUAUGUAUAUUCUACCAUUUGCUUUUUACUUGAAUUUAUGUACAUAGUGUAAUUAAGAUAAAAAAUAUUCAUAAUAACAUUCUAGUUUAAUAUAAAUAUAUGAUUAUUAUGCAUAUGUGAUAAAGCAUCAAGCAAUUCCAAAAAUUAGUGACACUUGUUGGUACUAACAAAAUCUAUUGUAAAAUGUUGCAUUCAUUGGGUUUUUAUGUGGAAGAUAAUAUUAUAUUGGUUGAAUAUGUAGUGUUAGUAUAAAGUAGUACUAUAAUUAAAAUUGUAUUUGAAAAGUGAAAUUUUCAGAUAGAGAAUUAAUGUUAGCAAGUAUUCAAAAUAUUUUUACAAUUAACACUGCCAUUUUUCUUUAGAGAAUCUAGUGACUAUUACAUUCCAGAAAAUAAAAACUUCAUUUUGACAUAGCAUUUAAUCACUUAGUCCAAGGACAAUUUUGCAUUCACAAUUUUAAUGAUUCAAUUGUAUAUUUAUAUUUAUUUUGAACCAAAUGCAUAAUAGAGAUUAAUGUUCUUAGUGCAUAAACAUACA